AUGGAUAAACUUAGAGAAAAAAUCAACGCUGCUCGUGCCGAAACAGACGAAGCUGUCUCACGCGCCGAAGCUUCAGAAGCCAAGUUGAAAGAACUGGAACACCAAAUGUCAGUCAAAGAACAAGAAUAUGAUUCCCUUUCUAGAAAACACGAAGCCUCUGAGUCUCGCUUAGAAGAAGUUGAAGAGGAAAUGAAAGAUUUACGCAUAAAGGCCGACGACGAAACUGGCCAAAAGAGUGAAGUUGAGCAACUUUCCCGAAAGAUUGAGCUUUUAGAGGAAGAGCUUGAAACUAAUGAUAAGCUUCUUCGCGAUACCACAGAGAAGAUGCGUCAAACAGAUGUCAAGGCUGAACAUUUCGAGCGACGCGUUCAGUCAUUGGAACAUGAGCGUGAUGACUUGGAACAAAAGCUUGAAGACAUGACCGACAAAUACGCAAAGAUCAAGGCUGAAUUAGACGAGGUACACCAAGCAUUGGAAGAUCUAUAG
This is a messenger RNA of Schizosaccharomyces osmophilus, 486 nucleotides long. Its product is annotated as tropomyosin. The transcript is spliced from 2 exons. Lineage: Eukaryota; Fungi; Ascomycota; Schizosaccharomycetes; Schizosaccharomycetales; Schizosaccharomycetaceae. Bases 1 to 486 code for a protein of 161 amino acids. The record is from RefSeq and is a predicted model, not a curated record.